AUGACUUCCCUCAAACGCAUGACCAUUCUUGGUUUUGCUUUCGCAAACUCACUCACCACUACAUACGCCGCGCCUCGUAGCCACUGCAGCGAGGACACUUUGGUCGUGGAUACCACUUCUGGAAAGUUUCGACCCCUUCUCGAUCCAGUCUACCCGGAUGUAGCCCAAUAUCUGGGCAUACCAUUCGCUGCACCACCUUUGGACGACCUCCGAUUUGCAGCCCCCACAUCACCGACCAAGCGCAUCGGUAUCAGCAACGCAACGAAAUAUUCUGCUGCUUGCUACCAGUUCAUACCUCCCACGCAAAACGAGUUCGAUGUUUACGAGCCUGGCUACGACUAUAAUGGAACCCAGAGCGAGGAUUGUCUCACGCUCAAUAUAGCUGGUCCACCAAGCAACAAGUCAUUCGAACCCUUGCCGGUCCUGAUCUUUCUAUAUGGAGGCGGAUUCGCACAAGGCGCGUCGAACGUCACAUUUCAGAAGCCACCUGGUUGGGUCCAAGCCAAGCAGAACCUGAUCAUCGUCAACAUACAAUACAGGCUGGAGAUAUUUGGCUUUCCGAAUAGUGCCGGACUUGAAGAGCAGAACCUUGGCCUGAGAGACAUUCGUUUCGCGAUUGAAUGGGUUAGUGAUAAUGUAGCAGCUUUUGGCGGAGAUCCAGCUCGGAUGGCUCUAUGGGGUCAAUCGGCAGGCAGUGUCGCGACUGACAUGUACCCAUACUCGUCAUACGCAGAUCCGAUCGUCAAGGGAAAUAUCAGCAGUUCUGGCAGCGUGUUCGCACCACCGUCCUUUCUGUCGUUUGAUUUUGCGCAGAAGAACUUCACUUACAUUGCCAAUAAAUUGAAUUGCUCUGGCGACACACAGCAACUUCUGGCAUGCAUGCGUACUAUACCUGCUUCGGUUCUCAACGACAUUGCUCAUCAAUACGAGGCCAACACGACAUUUUUGCCCAUUCCAGAUCAAACCCUCGUCUUCGCGAACUACACGCAGCAAUUACUUCAGGGCAAAAUUGCCAAUUUGACAGCCAUUAUUGGUACAAACCGCAACGAAGGCGAACGACAGCUUGACAGGAAUUUAGACCCUAACGGGCCAAAUCGAACGCAAGCCGAACAAUACACCAUUGAGAAUUUCGUAUGCCCGGCUGCGAUUGAAGCCAAGUCGAGACACGCGAUUGGUCUCCCUACAUAUCGCUACGAGUACAUUGGCAACUUCACGAAUCUUUCGCCAUUGUCAUGGAUGGGCGCUUAUCACGGCUCUCAUAUUCUCAUGCUGUUCGGAACAUCCGGGAGCAAAGAGGGACACCCUUUGACGGGAAUGUCGACGCCGUUUCAAUUGGGCCUCGCCAGCUACAUGCAAGAUAUGUGGCGUGCAUUUGCGUAUGAUCCAACUUCGCUAGUCGCAUACGGAUGGCCUCUAAACAUCGAUGGCUCCGGCAAUGCGACGAACGCUGUGAAGCUCUUUCCGGGGGAGAACGGUGGGUUUUCUAGCAUUGAAUCUGGCGCUGCUGGGGAGCAAUCUUGUUCUGAGCUAAACGCUUAG
Molecule: messenger RNA, 1539 nt
Organism: Zasmidium cellare ATCC 36951
Lineage: Eukaryota; Fungi; Ascomycota; Dothideomycetes; Mycosphaerellales; Mycosphaerellaceae
Exons: 5
Coding region: 1-1539 (512 amino acids)
Source: RefSeq, a predicted model, not a curated record